AUGAAAUCUCUCCUCUUCUUUCCUCUGAUCCCAUAUACCCUUGCCCUCGUUGCACCGCUCGAGCGCCUCACACCCAACGUCUUGAAGCGCGACGCACACUGGGGAACGAAGUCUUGGACCCACGGCUCCGGCACCCGCACCAUCACCAUAACAACAACGUUCACUGUAACCAUCACCGCCUUCCCAACAACCAACGGAACGUUUCCAAACACUGCUACCACAGACGCGAGCGCAACAGUGACAACCAGCAAUGACCUUGCCCCAAUCACAUUGAUCACGCUUCCCAGUGAAGGGGCUACGCCAACGGAGACCAACGAUAACCUAGCGCCCAUUUCAUUGAUUGAUAUCAGUACGGUUCUUCCAACUACUACGGCAACUGGUGAUGAGGAUACGGCAGCACCUACGCCAAAUGAUAUCGAGCCAAUUACGCUGAUCGACAUCAGCACUGUGGGUUCGAUCUAA
Alternaria atra is the source of this 462-nucleotide messenger RNA. RefSeq lists its product as uncharacterized. NCBI's taxonomy places the organism in Eukaryota, Fungi, Ascomycota, Dothideomycetes, Pleosporales, Pleosporaceae. The record is from RefSeq and is a predicted model, not a curated record. The transcript has a single exon. Bases 1 to 462 code for a protein of 153 amino acids.